CAGAUUCGAAGUUGGUCAGGACAUUCACUGUCGCCUGGCUAGAAAGCUGGUAUCUUGGUGGGAACUGGGCAUGGAAAACCUGUCACCUAAGAGAUCACCUGGCCAUCUGCACAAGGGGGAGGCCUCUGCCUGCUGGCGGCUCACCGUGCGGGUCCUGGAGGCGUGGAGACUACACCGGGUUGACUUGUUGAGUGAGGCCGACCCGUAUGUGAUCCUGCAGCUGCCAACCUCUCCUGGGAUGAAGUUCAGGACCAAAACGGUCUCCAACUCCAGCCAUCCUGUGUGGAAUGAGACCUUCAGUUUCCUCAUCCAGAGUCGGGUCAAGAAUGUUCUGGAGCUGGGCAUCUAUGACGAAGAUUUAAUUACAAAGGAUGACAUCUGCUUCAAGGUUUUCUAUGACAUCUCAGAAGUCCUUCCUGGCAAGCUGCUCCAGAAAACCUUCUUCCUGGGUCCCCAGGGACAGGAAGAGCUGGACGUGGAGUUCCUAGUAGAAGAAACGCCCGGCCCUCCAGAAUACCUGAUCACCAACAAUGUCCUCGUGGCCCGGGAGCUGUCACGCCUGGACGUCCAUCUGGACAGAGCAGGGAGCACCCCUGGGGGAGCAGACUGGGGCAAGCUGGAGCUGGAGCUGGUGCUGAAGGGGUCCUUUGAAGACACGCAGACGUCUGCCCUGGGCACAGCCUCUGCCUUCCGCUUCCAUUACCUGGCAGCCCAGGACACAGAGCUGCAUGGGCGCCUGAAGAGCUCCAGAAGCAGCGGUUGGAACACAGACAGCUCAGCUGGGCACUUUACUGUGCCCCUGCAGUCCUUGGCCGGGGGGAGAGAGGUGACCAUCUGUGUUCCUGCUACAGAUGACCCAGGAGUGAGACUGCAGCUCAAGGCAGACAGCUGCCCUAAGGAGCUGGAUGUGCGCCUGGGCUUUGAUCUCUGUGUGGAGGAGCAGGCCUUCCUGAGCAGGAGGAAGCAGGUGGUGGCCAUGGCCCUGAAGCAGGCCCUGCAGCUGGACAGAGACCUGCAGGAGGAAGAGGUCCCUGUUGUGGGCAUCAUGGCGGAAGGAGGAGGUGCCCGGGCCAUGACCUCUCUCUGCGGACACCUACUGGCCCUGCAGAAGCUGGGCCUCCUGGACUGUGUGACCUACCUGAGUGGAAUCUCGGGUGCUACGUGGGCGAUGGCCCACCUGUACGGGGACCCAGAGUGGUCGCAGAAGGACCUCCAGGGACCCAUCAGCCACAUCCGGAAGCACAUGGCCAAGAGCAAGCUGAGGGCCUUCUCUCCACAGAGUCUGGCAAGCUACUGGCACAAGCUGCAGCUGCGGGCCUCACAGGGCCACCCCACCACGGCUGUGGACCUCUGGGCCCUCCUGCUGGAGUUCAGCCUGCAUGGCCAGGUGGCGGAUCAGACGCUCUCAGGACAGAGAGAUGCACUGGAGCGGGGUCAGAACCCUCUGCCCCUCUAUUUGAGCCUCAAUGUCAAAGAGGACACUGUGGACACCCUCCACUUCAAGGAGUGGGUCGAGUUCACCCCCUAUGAGGUUGGGUUCCUGAAGUACGGAGCUUUUGUGCCUCCUGAGCUCUUCGGCUCCGAGUUCUUCAUGGGGCGACUGAUGAGGAGGCUCCCUGAGUCCCCGAUCUGCUUUCUGGAAGCUAUCUGGAGCAACAUUUUCUCCCUGAACUUGAUGGACACCUGGUAUAACCUGGCCUGGUCUGGUGAGGAGUGGAAACAGCAUGUCAAGGAGGAGAUACACAGCACAGCUGCAGAGGAGCCUGAGGACUGUUUGAGGACCUCUUUAUGGACGGAGGCCUCAUGGCUGCAGCCUGGAACAGCCCUGGCACGGGCAUUUAAGGGGGUCCUGACAGGGAGACCACUCUGCCACCAUGGUGCCAAUUUCCUCCAUGGCCUCCAGCUACACCAGGGCUACAGUGGCCAGAAAGACUUCUCUACCUGGGCAGACUGCCAGUCGGACUCCACCCCUAGCCAGCUGACCCCCCAGCAACCCCAGCUCUGCCUGGUGGACGCUGGCUACUUGAUCAACAACAGCUAUCCCUCCAUGUUCCGGCCAGGCCGCAGGCUAGACCUCAUCCUCUACUUCGGCUACUCCCUGUCCUCGCACUUUGAGGCCCUGCAGCAGGCUGAGCUGUACUGUAGGACCCAGGGGCUGCACUUCCCCCACGUGGAGAUCAGUGCUGAGGACCGAUGCCAGCCCAGGGAGUGCUACCUGUUUGCGGACCCCACCUGCCCAGAGGCCCCAGUCCUGCUCUACUUCCCCCUGGUCAAUGUCUCCUUCAAGGAUCACUCCACCCCUGGUGUCUGGCGCAGCCCCGAAGAGCUCUGGGCUGGCCAAGUGGAUCUCAACAAGACCACCACACCCUAUUUCCUGCUCAACAUGACCUACUCGGAGGAAGACUUUGACCACCUGCUGCAACUGAAUGACUACAAUCUGCAGAACAGCCAGGACACCAUCCUGCAGGCCUUGAGGAUGGCUCUGAAGCAUAGGGCCCCAGAGGCCAGGCCUCAAGGGGCCCAGGUGUGAAGCUUCUCAGGGGCCCCAAGACCCUGAGGGCCACACUGUGACCAUGCAGGACCUGGGGACUUAACUACCUGCUGCUGAGCACAGUGAUCGCCCUCCCUGGCUGCUGUUCCCAGCUCUCCCACCCCAGGCCACCUCUGGAGUGUAUCUUGCCGCUCAGAGUGGGCUACACCCUGAUGUUCACAGCCGGCUUGAGGGUUGGAAAUAAACUCUUCCUCAGGCUAGCAUUUUAGCUGGGUAUGGAGGUGCACACCUGUAAUCCGAGCACUCUGGAGGGCUAAGGCAGGAGGAUUGCAAGCUCAGGCUGGUCAACUUAGUGACUUAGCAAGACUAUGUAUCAAUCAAUCAAUCAA
This is a messenger RNA of Heterocephalus glaber (naked mole-rat), 2880 nucleotides long. Lineage: Eukaryota; Metazoa; Chordata; Mammalia; Rodentia; Bathyergidae. The record is from RefSeq and is a predicted model, not a curated record.